AUGACCGAGAAGCUCCAUGGUCGUGUCAUCGACGUGUUUGAGAAACACAACUUUGGCACCAUCUGCAUGACGUCCGUCGAUCAGUUGGCCUCGCAAUUCAAAGCGACCUCCAUGGGCAAGUGGUUGCAACAGUCCCUUCGGUCAACUUCAGACCCACUCACUGACCUGGACUUGAUCGAAUCGAUGCCGUUCCAGAAAGGAGGUGCCACAAACCCUCAAGAUGAACUUGAAUACUGCUUUCGGAAAGGUCAGACCCAAGCUCAAUCCACCCUGCUCAAGCAGACCUACAAGGAGACGUACGUUCGGCAUGGUCGUGGCACUGCAGAAGACGGCGAGAGAGCCUGGGAGCGUAGCCCUCUGAACGCGAAAGGAGACCCAGAGUAUGUUUUCUAUGACGAAAAGGGUCGUUCGGAGUUUCAAAAACUCUUAUCUGAGGUCAUGAAAGCGGUCAAAGAUUCUACCACAGAACUGCAAAACGCCAAAACAGAAGCAACCAACUACGCCCGGGGAACGAGUAGAGGCACCAAGGAUUCGACGCAGCAAGCCAUGGAGCAGUACCAUAUCGAGUCUCUCCAAUACGUCGUUGGCGCCACCGUCCGUGCCUACUCCUGCCUGGCGAGUAUUCGCGAGGAGUUCAGCGAGAUUCUGCAGUCGCACUACACAUGGCUCUACGCAACCCAUCAGCCUGGGGUCUCAGGCAUUGAUGCUGGGGGCACUGAUGAGUCUAGGCUUCUGGAGAGCACGGCGGCCCAGUCAGGCUGGGAAGUGGCUGUGUCAGAUGCUGUGAGCAUUUUGUGCCGCCACCAAGCUUCCCUCAAUCACAUCAUGCGCGCUUCACGUCACGUGGAUAGAUUCGUUCUGAAUACCUCCAUACAGCCUCUUGUAACUGACUGGACGAAAAGGAACUUGAUGUCCACGGCUGAAUUAUUGGCCUCCUUCAAGGGCAAUAAUGGAAAGCCGCUCCCAAACGAGGAGCAGCUCGCACUGGCUGAGUUCUUUGACGGCCACAAGACGGCCCAUUAA
This is a messenger RNA of Colletotrichum aenigma, 1023 nucleotides long. RefSeq lists its product as uncharacterized. The record is from RefSeq and is a predicted model, not a curated record. The transcript has a single exon. The coding region runs from base 1 to 1023 and encodes 340 amino acids. NCBI's taxonomy places the organism in Eukaryota, Fungi, Ascomycota, Sordariomycetes, Glomerellales, Glomerellaceae.